Molecule: messenger RNA, 1022 nt
Organism: Danaus plexippus (monarch butterfly)
Lineage: Eukaryota; Metazoa; Arthropoda; Insecta; Lepidoptera; Nymphalidae
Product: pre-mRNA-splicing factor ISY1 homolog
Exons: 7
Coding region: 187-990 (267 amino acids)
Biological process (GO): generation of catalytic spliceosome for second transesterification step; mRNA 3'-splice site recognition
Cellular component (GO): post-mRNA release spliceosomal complex; Prp19 complex; catalytic step 2 spliceosome
Source: RefSeq, a predicted model, not a curated record
UUAUUUAACUGACGUUGACGUUUGUGACUGUUGACGCUUCACAUAACCUCAAUUUUUGAAUUAUAAUAGUUAAAAAUGUGUCAAAACUUGACAAAGCUCAAGUUAAUAACAAAACAUUAAGUGUAUAAGUGUAUAUUAUAUUUUGUUAUUCCACCAAAAUUAGAAUAAACAUAUAAUCUUAGAACCAUGGCUAGAAACGCAGAAAAAGCGAUGACAACAUUAGCCAGAUGGCGUGCUGCCCAAGUUCAAGAAGCUGGAGGGCAACGGGAGCGAAGGCCGUAUCUAGCAUCUGAAUGUAACAGUCUACAACAAGCAGAAAAAUGGAGACUGCAAAUAGUGAGAGAAAUUGCCAAAAAGGUGGCACAGAUACAAAAUGCUGGUCUUGGUGAAUUUCGAAUUCGCGACCUGAACGACGAAAUCAACAAACUUAUGAGAGAGAAACGACAUUGGGAAGUACAAAUUAAAUCUCUCGGAGGUCCUGAUCAUGCUCGAGUCGGUCCAAGGAUGUUGGACCAGGACGGCAAAGAGGUGCCGGGUAAUAGAGGGUACAAAUAUUUUGGAGCUGCAAAAGACUUGCCAGGUGUCCGCGAGUUGUUCGAGCAGGAGCCGCCGGCGGCGCCGCGCCGGACGCGAGCUGACCUCAUGAGGGAUGUGGAUGCUGAUUACUACGGAUACAGAGACGACGAGGACGGACUACUGCUGCCGCUUGAGAGAGAAGCAGAGAUAGAUGCUAUAGCCAGGGCAGUUGAUGAAUGGAAGAGAAAUAAAGACGAGACGAGAGAUCAAGACAUUCCAGAGGAAGAAAAUAUUUACCCAGAAGAUCCUGAAGAUAAGAGAAUAAUAGAUGAAGACGAGGACGGAAAACCCGCGGUGACGUCACACGUUGCAGUCCCCUCCCAGAAGGAUGUAGAAGAAGCACUUUUAAAACGGAAGAAGCAAGAACUACUAGAAAGAUAUGGUUGUUUAGAUGUUAAGAUGGAGGGCAGCUAACCUUUAAGGAAAUAUAGAAUAUGUUUCGCGAA